UUUCAUAAAUUAAUUGCGUUUUUCUGUAAUUUAUUGUUGCAUUAAAAAUUAAGUACUAUAUACGGGUGUUACAUAUAUACGUACAUGUGUGUAAGUAAGUACGUAUAUAUGCAUAUUGCAGAGUCAAAUAGGAUUAAAGAAAAUAGAAAAUGGCGUGAUACCGCGAGGACAGCUGUUAUUUAUCGGAGAAAUAAAACAGAAGUAAUUUGGUUUAAUUCAAGUGAAUUUGUGAAAUUUUACAUAUAUACGAAUUUCUUCAUAAAGAGAUUUGAAAGCGAAUAAUAUUUAGUGAAUCAUAAAAGUUGAAAAUAUAGUAACCACUCAAAUUAAAUGAUAAAAAUGUAUAGAAUGAUGGCAGUGAUAAUGUUGGUGGAAGUGAUUGUGUGAACAUUGAAGGAGACUAGUUAUAGGAAUUUAUAUAUAUUAGGAAUAUUGGUCUGAUUCGUUUUAUUAUGUGUAAUUGACGAUCAUUAAUAAUAAUGACCUGCAAUUAAAUUUUUCUAAGAGAAUUUCUCCAUAGAGAAGAAAAUUUAGAGAAAAGAAAUAAAGCGAAACAUACGAAGAAAGAAAUAAGUUAAAGUUGUGGUCAAAAGUUCAUGUAAUUCUUAUUUCUCGAAUGUCUAAAAAUAAGAAUAAAAUAUUUAAAGAAGCAACACAAUUCCAUAAAUUGUAAUUUUACUUCGAUGUAUCUACAUAUAUGUUGGAUAUUUCGUAUAUAAAGUUUUUAACGACUCGGAGGACUUACUUCCAUGCAUUUUCUCAACGAUUAUUUAAUUACAUUUUCGAAGUAUUGGAUAUUUCUCUACAAUUAAAAGAUGACCAAAUAUCAUCCAAUAUCACAAGUCUCCAGUGAUAAUCAUCGUUUUUACCACUGUUCUUACGAGGGAUCAACAUGAACGCCAGAACUCAGUUAUUUGAAUUAAGUAUGGAGGGCAGACAAGUGGAUGAAGCGGUAGCAAGUAUAUUUCAUAGUGUUCUUUUCCAUCGAAGUCUUGGUAAAUUUAAGUACAAGCAAGAAGGUAGUUACUCAGUGGGUACUGUUGGAUAUCAGGAUGUUGACUGCGACUUCAUUGAUUUUACUUACGUCUGUUGUUCAUCGGUACAUUUGGAUCAAACUUUGAAACGUGAAAUAUCAGGUUUUUCUGAAGCUUUGCGUUCUACUGAUAGCCCAGGUUCUGGCCAAAUAUCCCUGGAAUUCUUUCAGAAGAAGAAAAAUCGCUGGCCUUUUCAACCAGAAUGUAUACCAUGGGAAGUAUGGACAGUACGCUUAGAGCUUAUUAAACUAGCAACAGAACACGAACGACAGAUAUGUAGAGAAAAAGUUGGAGAUUUAUUAACAGAUAAGAUUCUUUAUAUAACAGAAGUAAUGAAUCGACAUGACUAUUUACCUAAAAUGCCAAAUCAAGCUGAACUGGAUUUGAUCUUUGACACAUCGUACCCUGAUAUACAACCUUAUCUGUUUAAAUUAUCAUUUACCACUUCUGGCCCAUCAAGUACAACAAUGGGUAAUACAAUGAAAAAAUUGAUCAAAGAGACAUUAUCCAUUUAGUUGUUUAUUAGUUCUCAUAAGAAUAUUUUUAGUGUAAUGUAUAUAUAAUCCAAAUUCAUUCUUGGAUAAAUUAACAUUAUGAACUUUCCUUCAUUAACAAAAGAAUUCUGUUUAUCAUAUGAAAUCAUUUGUAUUCAAAUUUACUCCAAUCAUACCUUACUCAUACUCUUUUAGUUUCUUUUACUUGUAGUUUAUAAACAUUUGCCACAUUACAUGUUUUUAUAUGUAUUGACUUGCGUAGAGGAUUGAAACCUAGAAGGAUAAAUAGAGUUAAUUGUAUGCAAUAUUUGAAAUAAAGUGGGAUAAAGAGAUCAAUCCCAUACAUCAAAAUGCCAUUUCUGACCGAUGUCUACGCAAAUUCUGUGCCGACAAUAUUUGUCAGAAAGAAAACGAAAAAAAAAAAAAAUAUAUAUAUAUAUAUAUAUUACAAUUGUAUAAACUUAAAAUAUUUGUAAAAUUUCUAUAGUACAAAGGAACCAAUUGUGUAUAGCAGUUACUUUUUUGCGUAUACAUAUAUUAUUCCAUGAAUAUCGUCCAUUGCAUAAGUCUUCUAGGUAAUCAGUUAUAGAUUAAAUAUGAAAUAUUUACUUUUCAUUAUUUUAAAUUUGGAUUUAUUGAGAUGUGGAUAUUGUUAAUAGGCGAAUAAUGACAUCUUAUUAAUAGAGAAAACAUUUUUUGUUUUAUUUUUCUCUGAAAAUACAUGACGAUUGUAAGAAAGUAAAACAGUGUAUGUGUUUAUUUAGCAAAAUUUAAAGGUAAUAAAUUUGUUCUAAUAUAUAAAGCUGUUAUUUCUCUCUCUCUCUCUCUCUCUCUCUCUCGCUCUCGCUCUCGCUCUCUUUCUCUCUCACUCUUUUUUUCUAUGUUUGAAAAAUCUCGUGCACAUAUUUAAUGUUUAAUAUAUGACUGAAACCUAGACUUACUAUUGUGAAUAAACAUAUAGUACAAGUGCUUGUCUCUACAUUUGUUAUUCACAUAUUAAUGUAAAUGUGAAAAUAUGUAGUAUGUAUAUGUGAUUGAAAAAUAGACUUUAAGUAAAUUUUUA
This is a messenger RNA of Bombus pascuorum, 2591 nucleotides long. RefSeq names its product autophagy-related protein 101 (gene Atg101). Lineage: Eukaryota; Metazoa; Arthropoda; Insecta; Hymenoptera; Apidae. The transcript has 2 exons. Gene Ontology annotation, biological process: autophagy; autophagosome assembly. The record is from RefSeq and is a predicted model, not a curated record. The coding region runs from base 893 to 1549 and encodes 218 amino acids. Gene Ontology annotation, cellular component: phagophore assembly site.